GUUUGACAAAACAAAACAAAACCUAUAUUUUCUUCUCCUAAUACUGAAUUUUUGGUAAUUACGUUGGAUAUGAUAAGAUUGCAUGGUUUCUUUUAUCAAUAAAUUGCCAUUGGCACAAUGUUACAAUGGAUGGGAGGAUCUAGGCGGAAAGUGACCACUGCAGUCAAGAAAGUCAAUUCAAAAUAGGCAAAAACAGUACUUUGAGCAACGGAAACGAUUACGACAAGCACCAGACCUGGAGAAGAGUCUUGAUGGAAGAAACAUGCAUGCCGAUGACUAUCAAGAGCCUAGAUCAUUAGAUAUCCUGAAUUUGAUGAAUCUGUCAUCCAUUUCCACCCCUGCUUGCAAUUAUCAUCCAAUCAAUGGCAAUUUUACUCCCUUUUCUUUGUUUUUGAUAAUUUACUCAGCAGCAUUUUUGUGUUGUUUCAAUUGUUUCCCAUUGUGCACCCUGGUGUAUGCUUAUUAUGUAAUGUGGAUCAUUGAGGCCUAGAAUGAUGAACAUUGUCUUUUGAUAGAAAUAUAGUUUUGAUUUUGAGGGAUGUUCUGAUUCCCGUUCUAUGUUUGCCUGCAAAAUUUUUGUUGGUUUUCAUUGUAACGUGGCAAUGCUAUCCUUUAGUUUUCAUUCUGUACUACCUACCAUGUCCUUACUCCUUCUAUUGUCAAGAGCAGGAAGUCUACAGGUUAAUUUAGCCAGAUCACAUGAUAUUGCCAAAUGCUCACGUACUAGACAUGCUGAAGAACUACUCUGUACACGAAAUUUGAGAAAUCCAGAUGAAGAAAGGAUUGAGUCAUUGAACCAUAAACUGGAUACAACAUCCUUUGCCAUGGUGCAUGAGAUCAUCCCUCCUGAAACAAAUCCAAAAUCACAUGAACAUUCUACUUCUCAAAAGGAUCUUGAGCUGAAAGAACAGAGAUCAUUUAAUGAAAAUAAUUUCUCGGUUCUGGAUUUGCUUUGUGAUGGUGGAAGUGAUAGCAGUUUGGAAAAGGGAUCACCUGAUGAAACUCAUGUCACUUUUUCUGUAAAAGGUUUUGGUAAAAUUGGCACUGAAACGCCUGCUCAUGCAGUUGGAGGAAAACCAAGGAUAUUCUCGAAUGAAUGCUUGACUCCACCAAAGGCCGCACAACUACCUUUCCAUUUAAAGAGCCUUGAUAACAUCCUUGAAGACCUUGAUUUCGAAAUGAAUGAAGUAAUGCGUGAUUUUGGUGCAUGUGGUGGUAAACCAUUGAAGGCGAGUUAUAAGUUUCAAGAUCCAAAUGUUUAUGCUGGCAGUUCAGAGAGCAAGAAGUUUGCUUCCAAGAGCCUAGGGUCACUGGGCCGGUCAAGUAAUAUGACUGACAUUUUCAGUAGUGAGGAAGACUUUGAGGACACAUUGAUACAGAGAAGUAUACCAUGUCCAGAAGCUGGAUUAGGGAAAGGGUAUUUUGCAGCCACUGAAAGUUGGGACUCCAAGAGUGUUGUGUGUCAACCUUAUUGGUGGAAUUUGCCAGGAGAAGAUGCAAGGGACAGUUCUAGUUUGUUGAGUGAAGAGUCAUGUUCCUCUUCCGCAGUGAGGCAUAAAUUGGAAAAUGACUCGGUGUCAAGCAUGUUAAAGUUGACACCUAGUUCAAGAACUUCUAUCAGUGAUCCAUGGGAGAACUCAAGAAAUUUCAAGUUACAGAAUGAUCAUGUUAGUUUGAACAAAAAUCAUGGCCAGAGAUAUAUCAAACAGCUAAGCAGCUGGAAGAAAUUUCCAAACUUAUCUAAGUUUAAAAGAAGCUCCGGCUUUGAAGAUCUAUCAGCACCUGCAAUGAAUACAAAAUCAAAAUGUGGUAAUUUUCUGGAUGAAACAUGUGAUUCAGAUGAUGUGGGUUUAUCCAUGAAAGCGUCUGGCAAAUCAUCUAAAGAGAGAUAUGGGGUAUUUCCAGAUUUCGAGUUCCUAUCCGAGAGUGAAUGCUUAGAUAAGUUUGAUACCUUUCCUGUAUCAGACUUUGUAGUUUCCAAACCAUCUUUGGAGAUACCCAAAUUCAAUCAUUCUACAAAUUUGAAUAUGGAAACUGAGCAGGAAGAUUUGGAGCCUUUUGGUCUCUAUAAUUCUGAUAUUUCACUCCAUAUUCAAAGUCACUCAUGCAACAAAACUCCUGUGGCACCUUACUUUGGGGUUUAUUCAAAGGCUGAAGAAGCUCUCAAUUUAUUUGGGCUGGACAAGAGUGACAGGAAAACAAGCAGAGAUAUACCAGAUCUACAGAGUAUGGAUUGUUUGGAGAAAUCAAAGCAGCCAGAGGAAGAUGUUACUGUUGAGGAUACUGACUUGCCGAGGGAAAAUCAAGAAACUAUCCAUGCAACAGAUUUCAAGAGCAGCUGCAGUGAGUGUGAAGAAACAGGAAAUAAAGUACCUGAUCCAUCAAUGAGUUCAAAAGCAACUAAUUCUCCUGAAUCCAAAGUAGAGGCUCCUGUGACUAGUGGAGAUGUUCAUCUGAAGCCUGCUACCUGUAAGAAACUGAAUUUCUUGGAAGAUUAUGUUGCAGUUGAAUCUCAAAGGACCGUUCAAGGCAUGCAGAGAGAAAUAUCCUUAGCAAGGAGAGAGAAUUCAGUCAGGGAUCAUAAUGAAGCUGAAGCAUCUUACCAUAUGAUUCUGGAAAGCUAUGUUGUUCAGCUUCUGUGCAUGCAGAAAGUAAUACGUGAAGGACCAGAACAGGAUUCCAAGAUGAAGAGCAUCAUUCCCUUAAAUUGCAAAAAGGUGACUCCUAUUUGUCGAUGAUAACUCUAGAUCACCUUCUGAUCACUGAUAUAUUUUGGACCGGCGUAAAUAUUUAGGAAGAUCUACAAAGUCACAAAGAAGUCCCCCAGCUGUUGGAAGGUUGGUGAUAUAAUGGGAAAAGUUCCAUGGUGUAUCACAAACUGAACUUCUAGGUACAGUCAUUCCAGUAGUACUAUGGUGGAUGGCACUUCAAUCAUCUGUUUGUUGUUUCAUUCUUUUGUUGUCUGAGUAAAUAUAUAGUAGGCAUUGAAAUUUUCAUUCUUUUUUGUUUAAAUGCUUAUCUAUAAGUUACAUACAAGUUAAUGUGCAUUUGGGAAGUCAUAAUUAGAGCUGAGAUAAGAUCUAA
Messenger RNA from Amborella trichopoda, 3084 nucleotides. The record is from RefSeq and is a predicted model, not a curated record. Lineage: Eukaryota; Viridiplantae; Streptophyta; Magnoliopsida; Amborellales; Amborellaceae.